This is a messenger RNA of Paecilomyces variotii, 1996 nucleotides long. RefSeq names its product putative aspartate transaminase. Gene Ontology annotation, cellular component: cytosol. Gene Ontology annotation, molecular function: L-aspartate:2-oxoglutarate transaminase activity; pyridoxal phosphate binding. Gene Ontology annotation, biological process: L-aspartate biosynthetic process. NCBI's taxonomy places the organism in Eukaryota, Fungi, Ascomycota, Eurotiomycetes, Eurotiales, Thermoascaceae. Bases 422 to 1699 code for a protein of 425 amino acids. The transcript is spliced from 3 exons. The record is from RefSeq and is a predicted model, not a curated record.
UGCUUUCCCGUGCCCCUCCAGUCGCUUUUUGCUUUGUGAUAUAUAGACGGAAUCAAAUAAACUAUUCUCAUCGAGAACUCUAGGAGGAGUUCUUUGUUUGGCUUUAUUGUUAAAGAAGCUUCACCUCGCAUCUACUCUAGAGCAUUAUUAUUUAAUCGCGGUGCGAAUCAUCCGGAUGCUGAGCAUUAUUUAUGGCGCUGCGAUCUCGGAUGCGGAAGGGGGCAAGAUGGUCCAAUCAAUACGCCGUCCGCAAUCGUUACUAAGCCCGCCGUCGGGGUAAAAAGUGAAUAGAGCGGAACCUUUGCGAGUCAUAUCUACCCCAGGUUAAAUUGUGUUUCCUUUGCGAUUAUUAUUGCUCGUCGUCGCCGUAUAUGAUUACCUGCUUGCAUAAAACACAAUUGGAACGUUCUGUUUAGAAAGAAUGGUCGAGUCAGGGAGCAAGCCGACAACGGCGCGCAAGUCUGUGUUUGCAGGCCUGCCGCAUGUUGCCGUCGAUGAGAUUUUCGCGCUCAAUCACGCAUUCAUUGCAGACACUCACCCGCAGAAGGUCAGCCUGGGAAUCGGAGUGUAUCGCACAAAUGAGGGCAAGCCAUGGCCCCUGCCAACUGUGGAGAAGGUCGAGAAGCAGCUGCUCGAAGAGAAGGAUAUCACCAGACAUGAGUAUCUGGCCAUCGAGGGCAAUAUCGGAUUCCUGCAGCUAGCGCGAGACCUGAUGUUUGGUUUCGAUAGCAAGAAUGAGUCUGCAGCUGAGAAGGAAGCCAAGAGCAGGAUCGCAUCGGUCCAGGCAGUGUCAGGGACAGGUGCCAACCACGUGGGAGCUAUCUUCCUCGCACAUCACUUGAAGCCCAAGCAUGUCUGGCUCUCUGACCCGUCGUGGGCAAACCACAACACGAUCUGGGACUUGUCGGGUAUUCCUAUCAAGCAGUACCCGUACUACAACCCUUCUACCCGCAAGCUGGACUUUGAGGGCAUGCUGCAGAAGCUUGAAACGGAGGCUCAGGAGGGAGAUGCGAUCUUGCUGCAUGCCUGCGCGCACAACCCGACCGGGCUGGACCCGACCCAGGAGCAGUGGAAGGCUAUUGUGGAUGUGUGUGAGCGCAAGAGGAUCUUCCCAUUCUUCGACUCUGCGUACCAGGGAUUCGCCUCCGGGUCGCUGGAGAAGGAUGCAUGGGCUGUCCGGUACGUGCUGAACGAGAAGCCUGAGAUGGAGAUGUGCGUUGCGCAGAGCUUCUCGAAGAACUGCGGCCUUUACGGCCAGCGGGUGGGAGCGUUCCAUCUGGUGACGGUUCCAGAGCUGAGGGAGACGGCCUUGAAGAACUUGUGCCAUAUCAUCCGUGGGGAGUACUCGAUGGCGCCGCGCUACGGUGCGGAGAUCGUCAAGAAGAUCCUCAGCGACGACGAGCUCAAGGCGCAGUGGCAGGGAGAUCUGGAGGUGAUGAGCUCGCGUAUCAUCUCCAUGCGCAAGGCGCUCUAUGAGGAACUAGUGAGGUUGCAGACUCCUGGUACCUGGGACCACAUUGUCAUUCAGAACGGCAUGUUCUCCUACACGGGCCUCACUCCAGAGCAAGUGGUUGCUCUGAAGGAGAAGUACCACAUCUACCUCCUCAAAUCGGGAAGAGCCUCCAUUAGCGGCUUGAGCGAAAACAACGUAGCAUACGUCGCCAAAGCCAUCGAUGAUGUCGUCCGGAACGUUGUAUGAAUCGAAAUAGUAUAACUAUCCCCUUAUUAUCUUUUUGAUUUUGAAAGCAUUCAGCGGGGUUUAUGAAAAAUUAAAGACUAUCCACUCGGUUUCUUUUUCUUUUUAUUUCUAUAUAUAAGAGCAUAGAUUCUCACGAAGCGAAAAGAAGCGAUUUCCAUCUUAUACUAUGGGUAGUUCUGUCAUUAUGUUACUUGACACAACAAGGACAAUCACAGUAAAAUCAGAAUACAAAGUGAAUAAAUAAAUCACGCUUCUGAAUAGUUAUCGAUAAAAUAUAAUCAUCCUGUUUACAUUGCG